This is a messenger RNA of Podarcis lilfordi (Lilford's wall lizard), 10292 nucleotides long. NCBI's taxonomy places the organism in Eukaryota, Metazoa, Chordata, Lepidosauria, Squamata, Lacertidae. The record is from the annotation of a GenBank genome assembly.
AUGGCCGGCUCAAAGACUCACUUGGUUUUGGAGAACUAUAUAGGAGGCCAAUUUAUUCCUUGCUCCUCAUAUUUAGAUUCCUAUGACCCGUCUACAGGAGAAGUUUAUUGCAAGGUGCCAGACAGUGGCAGAGAGGAGGUGAGUUCCUGCAUAGAUUCAACUCCUUGUCAUGAUAUCAGGGUAAUUGCCUGGACAAUUAACAAAAAUGGUUUGCAGCUGAUAUUAUUUAAGUUUUCUCCAGUAUAAAACUAAUAGUGAAAUUGCCUUAUGUUUUGUAUUAUGCUGCUAAAUAUUUGCAUAGAACGUCUGUGUGGCAUUGGUUAAUGGCAUUGGUUUGAAGCUUUAAAAUCUUUGAAUCAAAACUUUCCACUAGUUGAAGCCCUCGAUGUUCCUACCCAAGUUUAAUGUACUUUCCCUUGAAGUUUUUGAGAAGGCAAUUAAUUGCUUGUUACAUGACUGUGUUCAUGGCCUCUUACACCUAAUGCAUUAUUCCUUAAGGCUUUGAAAAGAACUGAGUUAAAUCAAAAUAUCUAUUUGUAAUGACUGAAGUUGCAAAAAAACAAACCGACAUAUAUGUUUUUGCAGUUUCACGUCAACCUUCAGCAUUGCCAGUCUAUCAAAUAUUUGCUAAGUACUGAUAAGUAAUGGUUGAAGUGUAACUAGCUGGGUUUGCUAAAGUUUAAACUUGCUGCCUGAAGCUUUGUGCUUUCCUAGUUUGCUUCUGUAUGUAAACAGAAGGGGUGAUUUUAUAUUUCAUCAAGUAUGUUUAGAGAAGAACUUCAAGUAGCCACUUGCAUUGACCUGUGAUCCAGCCUUCCCCAAGGCUGUGUCCUCCAUUUGUAUGUGCACUUACAUAGAUGGAGAUAGAGAUGGAGUGUUUGUGUACUCCUUAGGGGAAAAAAACUUGCAGUGGGCUCCAUUUUUAUUUCAAGGCUUGGUAACUGCUGUGGAACACUCUCGUAAUCCUUGCUGUAACAUCUAAGAGCAUUCCUCAUGCGGAUCAGGGCCCCCACUUUCUGCAUUUCCCUGCCAGCGACAGUCAGUGAUGAGACUGGGAAAAUGCACAAUCUGCUGGCUUCUGUCUGUGUGAUGACUGGUCCUAAACCAAGGGUGGGGAUCCUAUGGUUCCCCAGAUGAUGAUAGACUCCAACUCCUAUGAACUGUAACCAUUGGCCAGACUGGACUGAGACUUCAUGGUAACUGGUGUUCAACAACAUCUGGAAGAUAACAUUUCCUCACCCAAACAUCAUGAUAGGGUUGGUGAGAGUUUGACAACAGCUUUUGGCAAAUGUGUAAACUUGACUUUUAGAUGACUGUUCAGACCGGCCUGCUGCUUUUUCAGUGCUUGUGUUCUUCUUCCACUCCACUGGGUCAUCAGUGCUCCUCAUAUUCAUUGAGGCCAGAUGGGUUUCUGUUGUUCCUGGUUGCUGCUUAGCACAGGAGUUGCUAAUCUUUUGGGGCCCAUAAGCACAUUUGCGAACUGGAGAAACAGCUACUGUAGUUUCUUGCUAUUACCCUUAAAACGAAAGCUUAACAGUGCCACCUAAUGUAAUAAAUUGGAAGAUGACAUACAGACGGAAGAGUAUUUUGUUCCUAGACAGGGCUAACACAUCCUUCUCCAACUUUGGGUCCCCAGUUUACAAGUCCCAUCAUUCCUAGCCAGCAUGGCCAGUGUCUGAGGAUGGUGCAAGUUAUAGACCCAACAACAUUUGUAGAUCUAACAUUGGGCAAGUCAAGCGAUAGUCUUGGCAAUAGCUUAACUUCUGCUUCUAAAGAAGAGGUGCCUGUAUCACAGCUGCCCAGAAGAUAAGUCUAAUAGUAGUAGCAGUAGUAUGCUGCCCAUCUGACUGGGUUGCCCUAGCCACUCUGUGUGGCUCUCAUCAAACAUAGAGCACAAUACAGCAUCACACACUAAAAGCUUCCCUCAACAGUUGUGAUAACUGCUGAUUCUGAACACUACUCUCAUACAUGGCUGGUGGCUGUGGUUGAUCUAGGUAGCUAAGAAGCAAUUUAUAUAUGCUACCAGAGUAGGGGUGCAAUAUCUGUGGUCCUCCUGAUGUUGUUGGACUCCAACUCCCAUCGUCCAUGGCCAUUGGCCAUGCUAGUUGGGACUGAAAAAAAUCGAAACUCAACAACAUCUGAAGGGCCACUCAUUCCACAUCCCUGCUCUAGAGCCUAUUUUUAAUACUUAUUAAUUUCCCCCGUGUAUUUCUGCUAUGGUUUUCUACUUGGAAUGGUGCCCUGGCUUGAAGUGAGUCAUGGAAAGGGUGAUACAAUAAAUACAUCGGAAGCUGCCUUAUGCAGAUUCAAAUUAUUGAUCUUCUUAGCUCAAUAUUGUCUAUACUGACUGUCUGGGUUCCAGACUGGAGUCCAUCCUAGCCCUACCUGGAGAUGCCAAGGAGUGAACUUGGUGCUUUGCCAUGAAGCAACGGCCUUUCCCCCCUUUUCCUCAUAAUUUCUGUUAACAUACACUGUGCAUUUUGGUUUUGCUGAACACCACCCAAACUGCAUUCAUUCAUCUUUUUAAGGUGGAGGCGGCUGUCAUUGCUGCCCAAAAUGCUUUCCCAGGCUGGUCGGCCAAAAGCCCCCAGGAAAGGUCAAAAAUAAUGAGCAAGUUGGCAGACCUUAUUGAAGAAGAUCUGGAGUCAUUUGCUCAAGCAGAAUCAAAGGAUCAAGGUAAAGACAGAAGCCUGUUUGGGCUGCGCUUCCAAGUGGUAAUAGGGUGAAGGAAAUGGUGUUCUCUUUGAGUUUUCACCUUCCUACUUGCUCUUCGUUUUGCAUAAUCAAUACAUAAUACUUGCACGCCUCAUCAAGUACAACUGCGUGCUUCCCUGCACAUUUCUGUAAACUGCAUGUAAGUUGUAGUGGUUGCAGUGGGGUGGGGGCACUAGCUAUGAAAGCUGGGCAAUUAAUUCCUUGCUUAAAUAACAAAAGCUCCGUGGUAUUUGUCAACUGGUUCUCUGUUUCAGGGAAAACCAUUACGUUUGCUAGAAUGGUGGACAUCCCCCGAUCUGUAUACAAUUUCCGUUUCUUUUCGACGUCCAUCCUUCACCAGACAGCAGAAUGUACACAGAUGGACCAUGUGGGCUGUAUGCAUUAUACUGAGAGAACACCUGUGGGAAUUGGUAAGGCCUAUUAUGGAGUGUGCUGUUUGCACACGACCCAGCUGUGCUCAGCUGUGACCCUGAAACCUUUGUUAGGAUCUGUUGCGGCCUGAGCCCAUUCCAGAAUUUACCACCUCAAAGGUUAACGAGGACAACACGAGGAAGGGCCAUAGCUCAAUGGUCUGAAUAAAGUAUUUCAGAUAAUUUAACAAAAUAAAUCACAUUCCAAUCUACAUCAAGCCAUGCCCCAGAAUAUGUCUACAAUUUCCAUCCCUUGUUUCUUUGUUUUUACAGUUUUGCACACCAUAGAUUUUACAACAAAACACAACAUCCCAUAACCUUCAAUGGAGUAUGAAGCUUUUGUAAAUGGGAAGAGCAGAUAAAUUUCACAUUUUAAAUACAAGCUUUUAAUCCCACAUUCUGAUAAAACGUAAUGUGCUUUCUGUUUAUGGAAUUCCACAGAUAUGCCACUAGGUGUCACAAUUUUACUUCAGAAUUUUAAAAUAUUAUUGCUGCCGCUGCUACUACUACUACGCCUCAACAAGGUGUUCUCAGCAUUAUACCUCAACAUCCUGGUGCAUUGGACAGCUGCUUCCUAUGCAAGCCUUGUGGACUCCAGUAUACUCAAAAUAUUAACUUUUGCUGGAUCAAUCUCAAUUUCAAAUCUAAGGAAACAUUCUGUGUAAUUAAGCAUUUACAAGCAACAAUGAAAGGUUUAGCUUUCUGUAAGGACCCAGUGAUUCCCUCCAACAGUUUAGGAAGUGCCGAAGCACACAAAGCAAGUAUGCCAUAAAUAGACACCAGCAAAUGUUUCAAUCGCAGCUAUUGCCACUCUGCACUAGUCAGUAAUUGAUAUUUAAGUUGUAAAACAGGAAAUAACAAAGAUUCUUUAUCUGAGCCUCUCAGCCAGUCUAAUAUAUACCUUAUAUAUCCCACAUUCAUUCAAUUCCUUCCACACAAAAUGUGUGUAUUAAUGCUGAAUUAUUUUAAUAAUAAAAAACCUUUCAAAAAAAAAAUUCCUUCCACACAAAAAAGUCUGCCUCUCAAUCUUCAAAUCUGGACUGCCCUAUAAAGUUUGUUUAGUGUGAGCAUAUGGGUCAAAUUUUAACUGGCAGCAUAUGCCGCCUCUCUCUUGUUGCUAAAAUGGUCUGGUCUUGAAAUUCAUAAUGCUUCUUGCUUAUCUUGGAUGGAGGACAGAGAGGGGUGUAGCCUACUGCACGAAGGCAAGAGUCACACUGCUUUGCCGAGGUAGGAUGGCUCAGUCAGUAGAGCAUGGGACUCUUAAUCUCGGGAUCAUGGGUUUCAGCCGCAUCUUGGGCAAAAUAUUCCUGCAUUGCAGGGGACUGGACUAGAUGACUCUCGUGGUCCAUUCCAGCUCUACAAUUCUAUGAUUCUAAACACACUUUUCCCUCUGGCCCCACCCACCACAGGCAUGUGUCCUCUGGAUAGUUGCACAGAAGGAAAUAUGAUCCUCUGGCUGAAAAAUUUUGCCCUCGCCCUACACAGAUGAAUAUUUCCUCUGUAGGCUAGCAGCCGGAAUGAGUCCUUGAGGGUAGAGUAGAAGGAAAAACAGUUGAAGCUCAUGCAGUGUUGCCAUGCUGGGUAUUGGGGAAUCUCAACUUUUGUCAAAAUGUCAAGACUCCCAUUUUAAACCAAUUUGUUUCAUUUCUCUCCUUAAAAAAUGACAAUAAAAAUAAAGCUGGCUUAAUUAGUCCUUGGAAUUUGCCACUUUACUUGCUGACCUGGAAAAUUGCGCCGGCUAUUGCGUAUGGAAACACUGUCAUUGCCAAACCCAGUGAGAUGACAUCUGCUACUGCUUGGAUGAUGUGCAAGCUUCUCAAUAAAGCAGGUAAUUCCCCAAAUGAUGUAUUAGUAUAGGGGUGUCAUAUUUUCUGUAAAUCAAUCUGCAUAGUGUCAAUACAGUGGUUCCCCGGGUUACAGAUGCUUCAGGUUACAGACACUUCAGGUUACAGAUUCCGCUAACCCAGAAAUAGUACCUCUGGUUAAGAGCUUUGCUUCAGGAUGAGAACAGAAAUUGUGUGGCGGCGGCGGAGCAACAGUGGGAGGCCCCAUUAGCUAAAGUGGUACCUCAGGUUAAGAUCUGUUUCAGGUUAAAAACGGACCUCCAGAACGAAUUAAGUUCUUAACCUGAGGUACCACUGUAUAGUAACAAAACAGUUGACACAUUUGCAUCCCAAUGUGUAUACCUGUAUAUUGCUAUAGGAUGCAGGGUAGUCUUUAAAGCAGCAUGCUACCACGUUUACAAAGAGAAAGAGUGUUGAUGUUUUCUUUAUUUCUACCUGCAAGGUAUUCCUCCAGGUGUGGUGAACAUCAUAUUUGGGAGUGGUCCGAAAGCUGGAGAUGCUCUAGUUUCCCAUCCCAAGGUGUCAUUAAUUUCCUUCACGGGAAGCACUCUCACUGGCCAGCGCAUCAUUGAAAGGAGUGCUCCGUAUUGUAAGAAGCUCUCUCUGGAGCUUGGAGGAAAAAAUCCGGCUAUCAUCUUUGAGGAUGCCAACUUAGAUGAAUGUGUUCCUACUUCUGUAAGAUCCAGCUUUGCGAAUCAGGUAUGGAAAGUGGGCAACUCCCUGUCUCUUGAUACUAAGUUCAUUGCUUUGCUUUUGAAACUCCAAAAAUGUGCAUGCCCUCCCUAACAGAAUGUUAUCCUGAGGGGGUAAUUUUGAAUGCGGGAACUGAUUUCUACAAGGCUAUCCCACAAGGGACAAACUGAGUGUAUACCAAGACAUAAAUAUCAAGUGAUAGGAAUGAAUAAGCAAAUGCUAAUCCUCUUGAUUUAUUAUUGGCUGGUGCUUUUUCAGCUUCCUCAGAGCAUGUUCAGAGAAAAUUUGAGUUCUGUUUGAGAAUUCCCUCCUAGUCCGUAGAUGUGUUGAUGCAAGUGCACAGAUGGUGUUUCUGACACCCCGUGAGUGUUGGUAUUAUCUGGUGCCAUGCGUAUAAUUCCACUUGCACAUUGGGAACUGUUGUCUAGUUGCCAUACCAAGCAAAUGCAUCUGAGAUACUUGAGAAUCUGAGGAACAUAUUGACAACAGCAAGAAGACGCCCACACCCUGAUAGUCCUGUGGCAGAAGGUCACUUGGAGAAAUCCCCCUACAGUAGAAGAGUGCUUGGGUAUGAUAGAUGGCAAUGAAACAUGCAUUAAUUGCCACCUACACCCCCCUAAACCCCACCAUGUGUAGUGCUGUAGUACCACUUGGAAUCACAUAUACAUGUAAGAGAGUACUUGGUAGAAUUAGCAGUGGGAGGCAAUGAAAAAUUCAUUCAGCUACAAUCAAAAGGCUUGAGAUGCCUCAGCAGAGAAUAUAUGGUCACCAAGGAAGAAUUGCUUGGUUGAUUUGAUUAUUUGGUUGGGUAGUCAAUUUGCUGUUGAAUGGGAUGCUUGGAGGAGGUGCAACGAGGGUCCCUUGGCUGCACACAAAGUUCUGUAGAGCCUAUAUGCCAUUGCAGUGCAAGUGGAACCCACACUUAAAUUCCACAUUUAGAAACUUGCCUAGGUAAAUAUUAUUGCAAUUGUUGCUAGAGGUUUUGAUUAACUGUUUUUAUGCCAUAGAUCUGUGCACGCGCGCACACACACACACACACACAUUUAAAAAGCUGGGUUGUGGAAUAUGAUAGAUAAGUGUUUUCCCCCCCUCCUCACAUGCAGCACAAAUUAUGUGUUGAUUUCACACAGCCCAUCAGAGUUUUAACAAAAUCUUCAAUAAAUGGUAAGGAAUUUGCAGUGAUCGCCUCACAUGCACUGUUUGCUUUAGCUCCCUCGUCUGCUGAAUGUUGGCUGUCCAGGUGCAGAAGCUUGUUAGUCAUUAAGAUCCAGAGGGAUGGCAUUUGUUAAUUGAGCAUCACAAAUUGAUCAGAUCUGUUUUCCAAGUUGACUAAUUGCAAACUUCAGUGGCGUCGCUGUUCAGUAAUUAUUCUUCCGGAAGCACAGUGUGACAUCAAUCAGAUGACAGGCUUGUGUGGGUAAUUUGCUCCAAAUUUCCACGCAGAAAUGGUUAACACUUUUAAACAUUCAGUUAUUGUUUUGGAAGCUGCAGCCUUUGUCAUCUCAUUUGCCCCAUCCAGCGCUGUGGCCAUAUAGGCUGCAUUCCCACUGUGGAAGGACGUGUGGAUCCAGAAUUGUUAAGACUGUGUUCAUGGAAGACUGUCUUACCUGGCCACGAGUGAUCACCAAAGAUCUAUUUGAAAAGGCUGUCCUCAGCUGAUUCAAACAUGAAACAUCUGUUACUUGAUAUUCCUUCACUCAGUGGUGUCAGUCAAAUGUCUGACGGCCUUUUCACACAUGAGCUGGACAUCACUGCUGUUGUGAACAGGCACGUGUGGUGGUGAUGGGAUGAAUAAUAUUUGCAAUGGGAAAUAGAGAGGGUGAGGACCAGGACAUCCCAGGGAGGGAUUUUCCAGCAGAGAAUCUGUGUGGGAGAGAGCACCCAUCAAUUCAUCCCUGCAAAUUCCUCCAAAAGAUUACUGCCCCUGCCCCCAAUCUGGGUCUGAAAUUAGAAGUGAAUUUGAUUGUAGGGGAAAAAGUGUGUGUGUGUGUGUGUGUGUGUGUAGAUUGACAGGAGAUAAUCAGUAGCUACAAGAGGAGUUAAAUAUCCCUUCUCAUACCUAAUUAUUGUCCCUGUAAGUGACCUUCCACCCUGUUAUCUGGGCAAACAUGGAGUUAGGAGCUCACAUCUGUUAAGAUAGCUAAUGUCUAUGUGGUACUAGGGGCAAACAAUAUAACCACAUGCUGAUAUUUGCACUUGAUGGAGUAAUUCCAGGGCCUCAGGUAGCAUGUGCUGGGGAAUGGGGCAGUAAGUAACCACACCUACUUUGGUGAACAGCUAGGAUCUAGAAUCAAUAUAUAUUGAAAGCAGAAGACAAGUAUAAAUGAAUCUGGAUUAAGACAAAUCACAUUUUUCAUCCCUGACCGAUAUUUUUUCUUCCCUCCUGCCUCUCCAUCCUAUUACUAGGGUGAAAUAUGUCUCUGCACCAGCAGAAUCUUUGUUCAGAGAAACAUUUACAAUGAAUUCUUGAGAAGGUUUGUGGAAGCUGUCAAAAAGUGGAAAGUUGGAAACCCCUCAGAUCCCACAAUUGACCAGGGAGCACUGAUAAGUAAAGAACAUUUAGCAAAGGUAAAGAAAAACAAAAACCAAGGUUGAUUAUUUGUGAUCAAAUAAAGUGCUGUUUUUCUUUCUGGCUUGAAAAUAAAGGACCUCAGGACAUGAAGAGAGUGAUUUUUUCUCACAUCACUGUAAAUUCACAGUCAUUUUGGGAUAGGGAACAGGGCAGACCUUUUAGCUGAUUUUGAGGCCCAGUAUACCUUUCAAAAUUUAAGCACUGCAGUUGUUAGAAUUGCAUGUAAAUUCACUCCAGGUGACAAGGAAUUAAAAAUGUUGCUUCCUCUUGCAAGCUUGUUUUCCAAAUAUGUUGACAGCAGGAUUGAAAAUAAUAUUUCCGAUUUCCAAGAGCCAAUAUCAACUUUUAAUGCUCCAAGGGUUUCCCCAGCAUUGAUUACUAUCAACAUUAUUAGUUAAGUACCUGAAAUCCCUAACGCUACAGCUCUCUUCAGGUGUUACCAAACAACAUCCACAAACAGAUGCAGUGCAAAUGAGUGCACUAGCUCCAUGCCCUUCUAACACAUGGAAGGUGACACUCUGAAGAAGAGAGCCUUUUGUGUCUGUGGGGGCCCCUUGCAUAACUGGGAUUCUGAGGCAAGAGCUUCAGGUUUUGGACUAUCACCUUCCACAACUUUAGUAGGUGAUAGAAGGAGGUGGAGCUAGGAAGCUUCUCCCAAAGCUGUACUGCCCCCCCCAUGUGCUUGCUGUUGACAUUUAGCAAUGCCUGUGAAGUACAAAUCACUUGGAAAAAGUCCCAUACAGUGGUACCUCGGGUUAAUUCGUUCCGGAGGUCCGUUCUUAAUCUGAAACGGUUCUUAACCUGAAGCACCACUUUAGCUAAUGGGGCCUCCCACUGCCGCCGCAAAAUUUCUGUUCUCAACUUGAAUCAAAGUUCUUAACCCGAGGUACUAUUUCUGGGUUAGUGGAGUCUGUAACCUGAAGCAUAUGUAACCCGAGGUACCACUGUAUUUGGAUUAGACUGGAUUACUGCAAUGCACCCUAUGUGGGGCUUCCCUUGGGCCUGGUCCAGAAGCUCUACCUAGUGCAGAACACAGUGACUAGGGUGCUGGUGGGGGCAGCUGACCAGCAGCGUGCGACACAUCGGCUAAAGCACCUGCUCUGGUUUCCCAUAUCCUGCUGAGCCAGGUUCAAGGGCCUUGUGUUUCCCUGGACAGUCCAGGCUGUCUUAAGCACUGCUUGAGCCCUUAUACCCCGGCCAAUCACUGGAGUCUGGAGGUGCACUGUUAGUUGUCCCCCUGACUGGCCUCCAGAUGUCAGGGGCAUUUAGUGUCAGUGGUCCCAUGCUGUGGAACCAUCUUCCAGCAGAGAUUUGGCAGGCAUCUUCACUUUUGACUUUCAGGAGCCUCCUGAAGACCUUUUUUUUUUUUUUUACACCGAAAGGCCUUCAGAGCUGUUGAAACCUUUCACAACUACUACAUUAUGCUUUUAAGGUUUUCUAAAAGCAUUUCUUUUGUGUGCACUGCCCUGAUAUUUUAUGCUUCAGAAAUACUUUUAUACCUAUAAAUAAAUAAAAUAUUUCUGCAGCCAGUCUGUGGAUAAUUAGAAAUUGCAACCCUUCCAAAAAAUGAUUUGUUGCUUUUGCUCCUAAUAGGUAAAGAACUACAUCAAAAAAGCAGAGUCUGAAGGGGGUAAAAUUCUCUGUGGAGAGGGGAUCGAUACUUUGACUCUUCCAACAAGAAACCGGAAUGGGUAUUUCAUGCUUCCGACGGUCAUUACUGAAAUUGCCGAUGACUCAAGUUGCAUGCAGGAUGAGAUCUUUGGCCCUGUAACCUGCGUCACAGUGUUUGACACGGAAGAGGAAGUGAUCAGGAGAGCGAAUGGGGUCAAAUACGGACUGGCAGCCACUGUCUGGUCAAGGGAUGUGGGGCGGGUUCAUCGCGUUGCUAAGAAACUCCAGUGUGGAUUGGUGUGGACCAACUGUUGGCUUAUCAGGGACUUGAAUUUGCCCUUUGGCGGCAUGAAAGCCUCAGGAGUAGGCAGAGAAGGAGCAAAGGAUUCCUAUGAGUUUUUCACUGAGGUGAAAACGAUUACUAUAAAACACACUGAGAUGCACUGA